Messenger RNA from Andrographis paniculata, 3236 nucleotides. Its product is annotated as E3 SUMO-protein ligase SIZ1-like. Gene Ontology annotation, molecular function: zinc ion binding; SUMO ligase activity. The transcript is spliced from 17 exons. NCBI's taxonomy places the organism in Eukaryota, Viridiplantae, Streptophyta, Magnoliopsida, Lamiales, Acanthaceae. Gene Ontology annotation, biological process: protein sumoylation. The record is from RefSeq and is a predicted model, not a curated record. The coding region runs from base 266 to 2920 and encodes 884 amino acids.
GUGGCAUUUGCUUCCGGCUGGCGUUGGGGGGUCAAAUGAAAGCACGUAUUCUCUCUCUCUAUCAACCCUUGCGAGACGGCGAGGCGGUGCCGUGGGCGACCUGACUUCUUCCUUUGGUGUCCUGCGCCGCUGCAAAACCCUCUAUUGGUUUGACGCUUCAAAGGUGGUUGAUUUUGGGUGGUUGCAUGAGUGGUGUUGACUGAAUUCUGAUUGAUUGUUGGCUGAUUCUGCUGCGGCAAAGAGCGGUCAUUUUGAGGGGUUGAGGAUGGAGAGGAUGGACAGGGUGGCUAAUUGCAAGGACAAAUUAGCAUAUUUUCGGAUAAAGGAACUCAAGCAUGUCCUUACCCAACUAGGUCUUUCAAAGCAAGGAAAGAAGCAGGACCUUGUUGAUCGGAUAGUGUCUGUUCUCUCUGAUGAGCAAGGAACAUGGGCCAAGAAAAAUGCUGUUGGAAAGGAUGAAGUGAUUAAGCUGGUUAAUGAAACUUACAGCAAAAUGCAGGCUUAUGGGCCUCUUAAUUUAGACACUGCAUCACUGCCCGUUUCCGAGAGUAGAGAUGUCAAACGUAAAGAUGAUAAGGAAGAUUCAUAUCAGAUGGAAAAAAUACGUUGCCUUUGUGGAAGCUCUCUGGCAACUGACUCUAUGAUUAAGUGUGAGGAUCCUAGAUGCAAUGUCUGGCAGCAUAUGGCAUGUGUAUUAAUUCCUGAGAAGCCCAUGGAGAGCGUUCUACCUAAUCCUCCAGACAUUUUCUUCUGUGAAAUUUGUAGACUAAAUCGAGCUGAUCCCUUCUGGGUCACCGUUGCACACCCUCUACAACCUGUAAAGCUGAACAUCACAAGUGUACCUACAGACAGUUCAAAUCCUAAUCAAAGCAUUGAGAAAACAUUUCAACUCACAAGGGCGGAUAGGGACUUGUUGUCAAAGCAAGAAUAUGAUGUUCAGGCAUGGUGCAUGCUUCUUAAUGACAAGGUUACGUUUAGGAUGCAGUGGCCGCAAUAUACAGAGCUACAGAUAAAUGGUGUAUCAGUGAGGGCUAUAAACAGACCUGGUUCUCAGAUGCUGGGGACACAUGGUCGAGAUGAUGGACCUAUUAUUACACCAUGCACCAGAGAUGGAAUAAAUAAGAUAUAUUUGGCAGGAGUAGAUGCUCGCAUAUUCUGUGUGGGAGUUAGACUUGUCAAGAAGCGCAGUCUGCACCAGGUUCUAAACAUGAUUCCGAAAGAGGGUGAAGGAGAACGUUUCGAGGAAGCACUGGCUCGUGUUCGCAGAUGUGUUGGUGGUGGAAAUACAACAGAAAAUGCUGACAGUGAUAGUGAUAUUGAAGUUGUUGCAGACUGCAUUUCGGUGUCUCUACGUUGCCCUAUGAGUGGUUUAAGGAUGAAGGUGGCCGGAAGAUUUAGCCCUUGUGCACACAUGGGUUGUUUUGAUCUUGAGGUUUUUGUUGAAAUGAACCAACGAUCUAGAAAGUGGCAAUGCCCGAUUUGUUUGACGAACUAUUCAUUGGAGAAAAUCAUCAUAGAUCCUUAUUUUAAUCGAAUCAUAUCUAAGUUUCAACAUUGUGAGGAAGAUGUGACAGAGAUUGAUGUGAAGCCUGAUGGCUCCUGGCGUGCCAAGGCAGAGGGCGAUCGCAAGAGUCUCGGGGAGCUUGGGCUGUGGCAUCUACCUGAUGGAACCAUCUGUCCUCAGGUGGAAGCAGAAUCAAAACCGAAAAUAGACCUUCAACCUGUUAAGCAGGAAUUGGGUUCUGAUAAUCAUGCUGGUCUUAGAUUAGGAAUGAAAAAGAACCAAGAUGGUUUCUGGGAAAUUAACAAACCUUAUGGGCUUCAGGGUAUUCCUUCUGCAAAUAGAUUUGAUCAGAAUAAUGGCCAUAUAAUUCCUAUGAGCAGCAGUGCCACCGGGAGUGGCAGAGAUUGGGAGGAUGGCAGUGUUAACCAGGAUGGGGGAGGGAAUCUCGAUUAUUCUGCAGUUAAUGGUGUUGAGUACGAGUCGUUAUCCAUGAAUAUUGAUACUACUCAUGGAUUUAGUGACAGGACAGCACAAGCUCCGACUGGGAAUGCUGAAUUGAUUGUCCUCAGCGAUUCAGAAGAUGAAAUCGAACCACCCCUAUUGCCCUCUGGAGCUGUUUACAAGAACAGUGGAAUCGAUGCUGCAGUCCCACAUCCAGAUUCACGGCAUGGCCUUCCUGAUUCUUUCUAUGAAAAUCCUGGUCUUGGUAAUGCUGGAAAUUCAUGCCUUGAUCUUUACAAUCCCAACGAUGAUGACCUCGGGAUUAACAUGUGGUCAUUGCCAUCUGGUAGCCAGGGAGGUCCGAGUUUUCAGCUAUUCGGUUCAGAUGUGGAUGUUGCCGAUGCCCUUGUUGACAUGCAGCAUGGCCCUCUAAACUCAUCAUCCAUCAAUGGCUACACAAUGACUGCAGAGAUGGCUAUGGGGUCAGCAGCACUUGUUCCUGAGCCUCCUGCUCAACAAUCUCAUUCCGAUAUGAAUGAUGGCUUGGUAGACAACCCACUGGCCUUUAAUGGGCAAGAUCCUGCACUUAAAAUAUUUCUUCCCACCAGACCAUUCGACGCCUCAGCCGCCCAAUCUAAUACGAGAGACCAUCCGGAAGUAGUCUCGAAUGGCAUUGGUGGUAGAGACGAUUGGAUUUCUCUCAGGCUUGGCGACGGUGUUGGAUCCGGUCAAGGUGAAACUAUGGCACCGAACGGGUUGGACUCAAGACAGCACUUGCAAUCGAGGGAUGGUGGUGCGUUGGGCUCAUUCGAUGAUGAUCUUACAGCAUCGUUGUCUCGGCAGGGAACGAAGGAGAAUAGGUCUGGUAAGAUACGUAAGGAAAGAUCAUCAUCAGAUAGUCCAUUUUCAUUUGCUCGCAAAGGGCGGCCAGUAAAACAAAAAUUAUACUUGUCUAUUGAUUCAGACACUGAGUGAAGCUGUUUGGGCAUGCAGUAUACAAAUAAUGGAAGCAAGCUAUAGAGAGAUAGAAGCAUCCAAUCGAUCUCCGGGUAAAUUAUGAUUGAUUAUAGUAUAUACUCUCAAUUUCGAUGUAUCAUUAUUGUUUUUUGGAGAGCUGGUCAGGGUAUGUGUCAUGAGGUGUUUUUUGCCUUUCCAAACUGGUGGGGCAUUCUUUUUUAUUUUUAUUUUUUUGAAAGUUCAGAUAUAGAAAAAAAGUAUUAUUGGUAGCGAAUUCUUAAUUCAAAACUGAUAAACGCAGAAAAAAGAUAUAUACUUUCUUUGUUUUAAAGUU